CGACCUAAAAUCUCGCCGGAAAAUUUCAAACCCGCUGGAAAACCUCGAAAAUCCGACGAUUUUUGCUCAUUUCCUCCACUUCCGACGAGCCAAACCCAAACCCAACACCAGACCCAGUUUCCCCUCAUCAAAAGCGGCCUUCGCUGAGAUUUUGGGGAGAUUUGGAGCAUUUUUCUUCCGGUGAAGUCGCCGACAGCGAGACUCCGAAGAAGCUCUGGAGACCUCCUCCGGUCUGUUUUUGGCCGAUUUUUCACCUUCGUCGCCCUCUCCUCACCUCCCUACCCUUCCUACUUGAGUCUCCAGGUUAGUUUUCCGCUAUACCUUAUUUAUUUUGGGAGAAUCGGAUUAGGUAGUGAAGUGAGGAGAAUUUUGGUGAAUUGAAUGUCGAACUUAGCGUUAGGGUGAGGAAUUAGGCGAAUUAGGGUGAUUGAAUGAUGUUGCUUGAGCUUAGUUGAGCCUUGGUGGGCAUGUUUUGAUUCAAAUUGUUUUUAUUUGUGAAAUUUGCCCACCAAGUGCUAAUUAUUUAAUGAUGAGAAAUGUUUUGCUUGAGUAGUGGUUGGUAGCCACCGUGGCAUGGUUCAGGUUUGAAUUUUUGUGUGGGAUAAUCCGUGACUGCCUAGAACCAUGCCACUCUGUGCUUAUGCUUAAUUGUUUUGAUUAGCAUGGAUCCGUACUAGAAAUAUAAGUGUAUGUGUGGGGGGGGGAUUCCUUUUUCCUCCCAAUGAUUGAGAAUGACAAUAAUUUCCAUGUAUGAUGCAUGUUUGUCGAUUUUGCAGGAUGUUGAACGUGGAGCACGAGUACAUCAGCUACUUGGUGAACCACACUAGUUUCGGGACAAAAUUUGGUUACCAGAGGGACAGCCCGAUCGGGCCACAUUAGCGGUUGGACCUGGACAUGUUGAACUUGUUCAUAUGCUGAGCCGCGAUGUUAGGGGUCGCAUGUUACCCCCAGUGGCGCCAACUGUUUUCUAUGGACGAGCUCAGCUACUACAAGCUCUGCGUGGAGUUCUACUCUACAUUCACCCACGUCGUCCCGACCAGCAAGAAGAGUCGGCCCUACGUGGAGUUUAUGCUGGGCGGUCAGCCACAGGUGCUGACUUAUGAUGCAUUCGCCCAGGCCAUGGGGUUCGAAACGACAUAUAUGAAGACGACGAAGCGCAGUACUCCGUCGACUUUCAUUACCAGGCCGCAUUCCAGACCCUCUACCGCUCCAAGCACAAGCAGGACGAGUUUGAGGCUAGCCGCACCAAUGCGGUGAAGUUGAGGACCCCAUGAAGGAUCAUGCACACGCUGCUCACCCGAGCUGUCGUUCCCAGCUCGCAUUCAGGCCACCUUCUCACUCUCUUUUCGAUGAGGUAUCCAGCAAAGCCGAUAAACCUGAGAUCUCUGAUAGCCACCUCUUUCGCCCGGUGUCUGGGGCGGAACAGGGUGGACACUAUGCAAAUGGGGGGCAUCAUCACCAGGCUGGUCUGACACUUUCAGGUGGAUCUGGAGCGGUGCUUCAUCGUUGGCCGGACAGAUUCCUUCCCAUUGGGGACUCUCUAAAACCAGAAGCUAGUGCUUCAGGGAGAGUGGGGGUAUAAUACCUUGAGGGGCUCCGACCAUCAAGAUUCAUGAGACUGGCAGUUGACCCGGCUCUAGUGGAUCCAGAUGCAGAUGGUCCACCUCCAGAGCAGCCACCUGCUCGAGCUCCCAUCCCCUAGUGAAGAGGAUGGACCGUUUAGAGACCCACGUCGUAGUCGUCACUUCCCGGCUUGACCGGCAUACAGACCUGCUCAAGCGGAUCGCUCGUCGUCAGUGCCUCCUUCCAGAUGAUGAGCCGGCGCCUUCGACCCAGUGAGAGGUAGUCGACGAGUGAGACAUGUGGCAGAGCCAAUACUUUCGCCUCACUUCUCCACUUGGAACUCUGAAUUUGUUAUUUUAUUUUUCUUUCUUUUAUUUAGCAUGUGUGAACAACUACUACUAUCGUAUUGUGUUGUGUAAUAACCUCGCCUCGAGCGAGUAUGUGUUGUGCUUGUGUGUGUGUGUGUGUUUUUUUGUCUUCUCCUUGAAGCUAAACUCUCCUAGCCUAAAAAAAUUCCAACUUUCACUCACCAAGCCAAGAGGUAACAUCGUUCUACCCCUAUCUUACACCAUUGAGGGCAAUGUCGAACUUAAGUGUGUGAGGGGGGGGGGGGGGGGGUAGUUUAUUCUUAUGCUUGUGGGAGUGUGUUCGAUGCUUGGAGCUUUGAUGUAUGCCCAAAUUUGAAAAUUUUGAGGCUCUAAGCAAUGUUUGCAUUAUCGAAGUGGUCGGUUUGUAGAAGAAUCUCAUGUUAAUAGGCAUUGACCUUGAAUUGUUGCAUGUAAUUGAGUAUGUCCUAUGAUGAUGACUGAGAGGUGCAUUAGGAUAAUGCAAAAGUUUAGUUCUCAUGUGUGCAAAAAUGAAUGGAUGUCUUGACUCGAUUACUUGUCGAUUACAAUUGCCAUGCAUUGUGUUUUGUGAAAUUGGAAUGAAUGAUUGGGUAACUAGGUAGCCAUGUGAGUUUUGAGCCGAUCGUUUUAUUUUUGUGUGCUUACAUCCCUCUUACCAUUGCGGGUAACAUCACAGUUAUCACUAGCGAGUAUGAUUGAGGCAUAGGAUUAGUCCACGCCCAAAUGUUGAUUGUCCAUAAAUGCUUUAUCCCCUAGUCAACCCCUUUGAGCCUUGUGACUUUGGGGGUUAUUCUCUUGUAGGAGCUUUUUGCUUGUGAGCUUAAUGGUGUUUGAUGGAACGAUGCCCCCAUCCUUUAUUCGUGUCUAAACGUGACUCGUCCUUGUGUCCCUGAGCUCUAGCUUUUGAGUUCCAUUGAGGUUCUACAUGGAGGAUUGUGUGUGGUUCUUGCUAGGAAUGAAAGAGAAAAGAGUAGCGUUGGAGUGAGUGUUUAAAAAAGAGCAUUGGUUGUU
Messenger RNA from Linum trigynum, 2921 nucleotides. The record is from the annotation of a GenBank genome assembly. Lineage: Eukaryota; Viridiplantae; Streptophyta; Magnoliopsida; Malpighiales; Linaceae.